AUGCAUGAGAUUCAUGAUGGUGAUAUGAUAGUGAAGAUGGAUGAUACACAUGAUAUUCUUAAAAUGGUUGAGAGUGAUAUUGCACAUAUUGAUGUUAUCCCGAUAGAGGAGAAGGAUAAAAUAGAGAGUGAUGCAAUUGAUGGUAUGUGUGAAUUGUUUGGUGGAGGGCUAGAGACAAAGGAGGUGAAAGAUUUGUGUAUGGAGUAUGACGCGAGUUUCUCUUCUCUGGAAGCAAAGAUUGUUAAUAAUUUCAAGGUGAUGAUACUUUCAACACUAGAAUAUGAGAAGCAACAUGGAACAUAUUUUGAGGAGCUUUUCAAGUCAAUUGCAGAUCCACAUGCUGUCAGACACAUAACCAUGGUGUGUGAAAGAUUUAUUCAAGAAUUUGAGUCAGAAUAA
Molecule: messenger RNA, 399 nt
Organism: Asparagus officinalis (garden asparagus)
Lineage: Eukaryota; Viridiplantae; Streptophyta; Magnoliopsida; Asparagales; Asparagaceae
Exons: 1
Coding region: 1-399 (132 amino acids)
Cellular component (GO): cytoplasm
Molecular function (GO): 5'-deoxynucleotidase activity
Source: RefSeq, a predicted model, not a curated record